AUGGCGUUUUGUAACAUCUCUGCCGAGUCUUUAAAGAAGAAAAUAGACGAGGUUCGGAGUUUUCUUUCUGUAACACUGCGCAUAGCGAACGCUCACACAGUGGAUUUCUAUACCCGCAAUGUGUGGAACAACUUUAUGGCUGUGAGUCCUGAGGAGGUUCUAUCAGCUGUCAAUAACGCUCAUGAACACACGGCGGCGCCAGAUGUGAAGGCAAACAGUAGCUUUGGGUUCAGUGAUGUCAGUAAGAAGCUGGUGGAUGUGGAAGCUCUGCUGAGGGCCGCUGAAGCACACUCUCUGCCAGGCCUGGGAGUCUGUGUCCAUCGUCAGACACUAAUGGACACACUGAAACAGAUGAGUCUGGACCAAGAUGAAACCGUUUCAGAGGAAAUGAUACUAACUGAUGAGUUCAUGAACUCUAAGAAAGCUCAUGAGGUGCCAGCUAUGGCUGAAGUGGUAGCUGGACUAGCCAGAUGCUGCAAAGUCAAACAGGUUAUAGAUGUGGGCUCAGGUAAAGGAUACCUGUGUGCAUUUCUCUCCAUGCGGUAUGGCCUGCAGGUUUUUGGCAUUGACUCCUCCAGCACGAACACCCGCGGUGCUCAGGAGAGGAACAGGAAACUCAAGAAGUAUUCCAGAGCCUAUCAAAAGCAUGGCACAGCCGAAAGUAACCAGGAAGCCUCACAUAAACACACAGGCAGCACGGAAUUAGAUGGAAACUCAGGAAUAACCAAUCAUAAACUUCAGGACGACACAGAGCAGACACAAGAGGAGAGGGAUGCAGCGAAACAGAACUGCAUUACAGAUCUAGCAAGUAGUAUGGCUGAAGUGCAGAGCAUGGUGUCCUCAGAACUGGAAAGGGAUUCAAACAGACCCAAACAAGCACUGGAGUCGACAAAUGCUGAUUUUGAGAACCUCUUUCUUACAAUGUUAGCUGCUGAUAUCGUGGAGCCAGCUUCCACACGUGUGCAUCCCAGCCAACUGAGUACAGAGGAGCGAGAGAAGAGGAAGAGGGAGAACCUUGAGAGGAAGGCACGAGAUGGAAAAGGCAACAGUGAUAAAGGCAACCUGUACUCACCUCUGACGUCUUAUGUUACAGCAGAAACGGAGCUCAGGACUAUUAUCGAUGAGCUGGAGAAUGCAGCCAUGGUUGGUCUUCAUACAUGUGGAGACCUUGCCCCCAGCACCCUACGAAUGUUCUGUACCAAGCAGGAGUUACAAGCUGUGUGUAGUGUGGGCUGCUGCUAUCACCUCCUCUCUGAGCAGUUUGCUGAGGAUAUGCAGGAGUGUGAGAGUGGUGUGUAUGGAUUUCCAAUGAGCCAGUAUCUGUGUGAGCAGACAUGCUUCUGUGGACGGAAUGCCAGGAUGUCCGCAUGUCUUGCUCUGGAGAGAGUGUCAGUUGGAGGAGGGCUUCCUAUGGAGUCACUCUUCUAUAGAGCAGUACUUCAUGUUAUUCUGCAGGAUCACUACAAUGCCCAUAAGAGUGAAAAGCGAGUUGGGAAUGUUUAUUCUAAAGCAUCAUCAUUUGUGGACUAUGUCAGGAGAGCACUCAGAAAACUAGAACUGGAUGAAUUAAAGCUUUCAGACAGUGUGAUUCAGAGCUAUUAUGACCUCCACAUUACUAGGAUGAAUGAGAUGGUGGCCUUCAACAUGUUAAAGGUCAUUUUGGCUCCCUGUAUUGAAGGACUGAUUUUGCUGGAUCGUCUGUGUUACUUAAAGGAGCAGGGAAAUGUGUCUCACUCCGCUCUGGUCCAACUCUUCGAUCCACUCCUGUCCCCCAGAUGUUAUGCGGUCGUGGGAAUAAAGGGACAGUGCGUUUCCUAAAACUCAAGCAUAUUUUAUUUGCAUUUUUUAAAUUAUUAAUUUUUAUAUAUUUGCAAUUCUGAUGCAUCUUAACUACUCAUAAAAACUUGAAUGUUUCUGUUACAAGUAUUUAAAAUGCUCUUUUUAACAUGCAGAACAUGUGUUUUCAGUUUUUGUAACAUUGUUUUUUUUAAAUUUAUAUUUAUGCUUAUUUCUAUUUGCUUGUGCAAAUGACUAAGUAAA
Molecule: messenger RNA, 2040 nt
Organism: Trichomycterus rosablanca
Lineage: Eukaryota; Metazoa; Chordata; Actinopteri; Siluriformes; Trichomycteridae
Gene: mettl25
Product: methyltransferase like 25
Exons: 12
Coding region: 1-1818 (605 amino acids)
Source: RefSeq, a predicted model, not a curated record